This is a messenger RNA of Monoraphidium neglectum, 546 nucleotides long. RefSeq lists its product as hypothetical. The coding region runs from base 1 to 546 and encodes 181 amino acids. The transcript has 7 exons. Gene Ontology annotation, molecular function: arginine decarboxylase activity. Gene Ontology annotation, biological process: spermidine biosynthetic process; L-arginine catabolic process. Lineage: Eukaryota; Viridiplantae; Chlorophyta; Chlorophyceae; Sphaeropleales; Selenastraceae. The record is from RefSeq and is a predicted model, not a curated record.
AUGUUCAUGACGGGCGUGUACCAGGAGGUGAUGGGGUCCGUCCACAACAUGUUUGGCUCCCUCAACACAGUGGUGGUGCGCACCACGACCGACGACGAGGAGCAGGGUGCGCCCGACGCCCCGGGGUCGCCGCCCGCGGCCCCGGGCCCCGUCUCCCCUGGGUCGCCCCAGAGCCCGCCUGCCCAGUUUGGCCGCGCGCUGGUGGCGCAGCCGUCGGUGCUGACGGACUACAACGGGGCGGCGCAGGGCGUGGGGCGCGGGUUCAAGGUGGAACACGUGGUCAGGGGCGAGAGCGUGGCCGAGGUGCUGUCCCGCGCCCACCACCACAAAAACGCAAUGCUGGACGCCGUCAAGAGCGCGGCGGACGCCGCGGCGGCCGAGGGCAGGCUGGCGCCUGAGGCGGCGGCGCGGCUGGUGGACAACUACGCGCAGCGGCUGAUGGGGUACACGGCGGAGGAGGCGGGCCUUUCCGGGGCGGGCCUGCUCCGCCGCCGCCUGCGCUGCGCGCGCCGCGGCCCCCUCCUCGCCUACAUGGAGGCCGCCUGA